This is a messenger RNA of Leptonychotes weddellii (Weddell seal), 3479 nucleotides long. RefSeq names its product aprataxin (gene APTX). Gene Ontology annotation, biological process: single strand break repair. Gene Ontology annotation, cellular component: nucleus. Lineage: Eukaryota; Metazoa; Chordata; Mammalia; Carnivora; Phocidae. Gene Ontology annotation, molecular function: double-stranded RNA binding; protein binding; DNA 5'-adenosine monophosphate hydrolase activity. The record is from RefSeq and is a predicted model, not a curated record.
ACGUCAUCACACAGCGCCGGAAGUGGUGCGGCUCUGAAGAGUGACUUGCGCUUGUCUGUCUCCGCGGUCUCGAGAGUAAUGAUGAGGGUGUGCUGGUUGGUGAGACAGGAUAACCGGCACCAGCGAAUCAAACUUCCGCAUUUGGAAGCAGUCAUGGUUGGGCGUGGCCCAGAGACCAAGAUUGUUGACAAGAAAUGUUCUCGACAGCAAGUACAGUUGAAAGCAGAGUGUAACAAAGGAUAUGUCAAGGUGAAGCAGGUAGGGGUCAAUCCCACCAGCAUUGACUCAGUCAUAAUUGGGAAGGACCAAGAGGUGAAGCUGCAGCCUGGCCAAAUUCUCCACAUGGUGAAUGAACUUUAUCCAUAUAUUGUAGAGUUUGAGGAAGAGGCAGAGAGCCCUGGCCUAGAAACACACAGGAAGAGAAAGAGGUCAGGCAACAGUGAUUCUAUAGAAAGGGAUGCUGCCCAGGAAGCUGAGUCCUGUAGAGGACUGGAACCUGGGAGUGACCCUGGCCAAUCCUCUGUGCCCUCAAAGAAAGGGAAAGAUGCAUCUACCAAAAAGGAAUCAUUGGGCCACUGGAGUCAAGGCUUGAAAAUUUCUAUGCAGGAUCCCAAAAUGCAGGUUUACAAAGAUGAGCAGGUGGUGGUGAUUAAGGAUAAAUAUCCCAAGGCUCGUCAUCACUGGCUGGUCUUACCAUGGGCUUCCAUUUCCAGUCUGAAGGCUGUGACCAGGGAACACCUUGAGCUCCUUAAACACAUGCACACUGUGGGGGAAAAGAUGAUCACAGAUUUUGCUGGGUCCAGCAAACUCCGCUUCCGUUUGGGUUACCAUGCCAUUCCCAGCAUGAGCCAUGUACACCUUCAUGUGAUCAGCCAGGAUUUUGAUUCUCCUUGCCUUAAAAACAAAAAACAUUGGAAUUCUUUCAAUACAGAAUACUUCCUAGAAUCACAAGCUGUGAUAGAGAUGGUACAGGACGCUGGCACAGUGAGUGUCCGAGAUGGGAUGCCUGAGCUCUUGAGGCUGCCCCUGCGUUGUCACGAGUGCCAGGAGUCGCUGCCUUCCAUUCCCCAGCUGAAAGAGCAUCUCAGGAGGCACUGGCCACAGUGAUUCCACGGAACCUGAACCUUUGCAGCAGGAUAAAGGGAACUCCUUCCUGUUCAAGUCCAACUCCUCACCUUGACCUCAAGUCCAAGACGGAAGCAUCUGUGUUCUGGGCAGGAGGAUGGAGGAAAAGAUGAAGAAGGGGAUUAAGGACUCACAUACACUCUCUGAAGAAGUUUCCUGGAAUCUCCUCCAUGACGCUUCUUUUUGUAUUAUCAUGGCCAGAAUUCAGCCACAAGCCACAGGUGACCAAGUUUUAAGGGAGGCUGUGAAGUAUAACCUUUAUUUAUUUUGGGCAAAUCCAUGCCCAACUAAAAUUUUUAUUAGUACAGAAGCAGCACAGAAUGAAAAUUAGAGAUACUGAACAGUCUCUGUGGUCUCUGCCAGUGUUCUUUUGCACAUGAAAAAAAUUGAGUUGCCUUUCUCUUAUUUUUACUUAUAUUGCAAAUAUUUUACAAAUUUAGACCUUUUAACCUUUUAAUUUUGUUUAUGCUAUCUCUCAUGAUACAGAGGUUUAAAAUUAUUAUGUAGCCGAAACAUGCAUUCCUUUUUUAAAAAAACUCAUUGUUUCUGGAUUUCAUAUUUUGCUCAAGUAGGCCUUCCUUAUCCAUAUGUUCUCAUAUUUUCUUUUGGUACUUUUAUACUUUGGUUUUUUUUACUUUAGGUCUUCAUUAUAUCUGGUAUUUAAAUUUUGAUUGAGUGUGACAUAGGGAUCUAUCUUUAUUUUUUCAAUUUUUAUUCUAUUAACUCCAACUCAUUUUAAACUAGCCUUCAUUCUCAUUCACUUGAAGCACCACAUUUAUGGUGAACUAAAUUUUACUACGUACACAAGUCUGUUAUGGGCUCCCUAUUCCAGUUCUAUUGAACUAUCACUAAACUCACACUUUAAUUUUCAUUACCAUAGCUUUACAGAAUUUCUUUUUGUAACUCUUUUUCUUCUUUUUUUCCUCCCCACUCCUCCUCCUUUCUCUUCUCUACUUCCAUUUAACCUAGCCAAGGUUGUUGAACGCUCCUGUGAAGACAAGACAAAUGGACACAGGCUUCCGUCUGUUUUCUUCACUGUAGAAUCUUCAUCCUUUUCAUACUCAGCACCCUCCCAUUUCUUUGCUGCCCAGUGUCACCCCUUCCAGAUCUUCCAUUUUGUGGGAUGCUGGCAUUGGAAGGAUUGCUGCUUUUGGUUGACUUUUCUUUGUGCUUCAUCCUUUUAGUCCUUUGGAUCUUGUGUGUGUAUAAAAUCUAUUUCUUUUUAUCACUAUAUUUUAAAAUUUUCCCUAAGUUCUCUGAAGAUGUAAAAACAAUUGUUGACCUCAGUGUAUGUGGAUUCACCUCUUUAUUUCCUUUUAUUUAUCUUCUUUGACUGCCUGACUGGUUUCUUCAGGAAGGAUGAAGCUGUUCUCUGAGUCAGCGAGUUGCCAAAACUCAGAAUCAGGUAGCACAUGAAUGUGACGUGGUGCUCAUGGUGUCAUAUGGCCUUGGAAACUGUUUGCUACCUAAAGUUCUGGCUGAACUUGUCCUGGAUGCAGAUAAUGAGGAAGUGCUGGAGUGUGGUUCAGCAGGUUGAGAAGUAGGCACACCACUCCCUAGGGCUCUAUCUCCCCAGGCUCUUUGGGCUACUUUGCUGCUACCCACUUUGACUUUCUCUAUGGUCAUGGCCUGUCUGAUCAGUGUUCUUUAACAUUUUAUUGGCUGUCACUUUUCCAGAUGAACUUCCUAUUCAACUUGUCAGAGUCUAAUAAAAAAAUCUCAGGAUUUUGACUUGAUUGCAUUUAAUUUAUCAGCUAAUGGGAGGGAUAUUAACCUUUUUGACCAUGUUGGAUAAUCAGAACAGAUUCCAAUGACAGGAGCUGGGAUUCUAGUGGAUUUUAUGAGCAUGUGUAUGUGUGUGUACAUGUGUGUGUGUAUGGAAUGGUGGUGGUGGGAGAUAAACAUGGAGGGCUUUCCUUUACAGUGUCAUUUCAGUGUGAUUUUAGGGGUAAAGUAAAUUUACUUGUUUGUCAGCCAUCUUGAAUAGAAGCUCUGAUAACUUUUAUGAGACAAAACAAUCUAUAUUUAAAAAGGAAUCAAGGCCAAAUAAGCCAAUACAGUUUGGUUUACAUUAAAAUGUUAAUGAAUGCACAUAAAGUCAUUGAAUACACACUGAAAGGUUGCCAUGGUAACAGUCAUUUUCAUGAAAUGAUUUUAGAUACUGGAUUCUUGAAUGAUGGCAUGCCUUGUUAUUUGCUUUAAGGCAUCUUUAUUGUUCACUCUCUCUCUUUCUUUCUCUGUCUCUCCUUUCCUUGGAGGAUAGAAAAUGGGAAAGGGACCUGUACCUGAUACAAUUCUUUGAUUGAAAGCAACAGAAAUAAAUUUUUACUCAUUGAAGCAAAAAAUAUAUUUAU